AUGCGAAUUUUAUUACUUUCUUUGACGAUAAGUUUUGCGCGUUCUGGAAAAUUCCCGCGCGACUUUUUAUUCGGGACUUCCACCUCUUCGUAUCAAAUUGAAGGUGCAUGGAACGAAGAUGGCAAAGGUGAAAGUCUUUGGGACAGAGUGACUCACGCGCAUCCGGAAUGGUUCGUCGAUCAUUCAACGGGUGACGUUGCCACUGACGCUUACCACCACCUGGACAGGGAUAUUCGGAUGAUGAAAAAGCUCGGAGUAAAUUCUUACAGAUUUUCACUCUCCUGGCCUCGGAUUCUACCCCAUGGUUACACAAAUGUGACAAACAUAGCUGGCAUAGCCUAUUACGAUCUCGUUAUCGACAGCCUGUUAUCAGCUGAAAUUGUACCGAUUGUCACUAUGUACCAUUGGGAAUUGCCAAUCAAUCUACAGAAAUUGGGUGGUUGGAAUAAUCCAGAAUCCGUAACUUGGUUUACGGCUUAUGCCGAUUUCGUGAUGUCGCUAUACGCACAUCGAAUCAAAUACUGGUUGACACUGAACGAGGCUGAGUAUUAUUGCGAUAAAAUAACGACUCUCGAGUUACCGGAAGGUUAUAUUGAUCCAGAAAGAGCACCCUUUGAAUGCACCAAGAACCAUCUUCUUGCGCAUGCGCAGGUUUACAAAUUAUUUAACGAGAGGUACCGCAGUUGGAAUAAUGGAGUAAUGUCUAUGUCCAACAUGUAUGGAUGGUAUGAGAGCGCCUCUGGUGAUGAAGAGGAACAAAGGGUUACCCAAAUCUUAUUGCAAUAUACGAACGGAAGAUUCAGUCAUCCAUUAUAUUCAAAAGAGGGCGGAUGGCCACCAUUAUUGGUUGACUUCAUGGAUACGUAUAGCAAAGAUAAAGGCUACAACACAUCUCUCCUGCCACCGUUCACGGACGAAGAGAAGGAACUCAUAAGAGGCUCAGCAGACUUCUUAGCCAUCAAUCAGUACUUCACAUUCAUCACCCAAAAAUCUGACAUCGACCCGCAAGAAAUGAGAUUUGCCACAGAUGAGGAAUCGUGGUGGGGAAAAAUGACGGAUACCCUCGUUCGACGGUUUGAUAAAAUCACAGAUAUACCUAUGAAGAUUUCUAACUAUGCACCCGGUAUGCGACGUUUGAUCAACUGGUGUAUAGAAAGUUAUGGAGACUGGGAUAUCCUCAUCACAGAGAAUGGAUAUUCCAGUGGAAAUAGAACUGUGGAAGAUGUGGGCAGGAUUCAAUUUCUUCAAUCGUUUUUGGGACAGAUUUUGUUAUCAAUAACUGAAGAUUCCCACAAUGUGAUUGGAUACACAUUUUGGAGUUUGAUGGAUAAUUUUGAGUGGUGGUCAGGUUAUACAAUCAAAUUUGGCCUUUUCGACAUCGACUUUAACGAUCCGAACCGACACGAAACGAUGCGAUCUUCAGCGGCCUACUACCGCGUAACGCUAUUCAAUGCAGUGUCCAGUACUAAGGAAUUUCCACCUGGCUUUAUGUUCGGUGCUGCAACUUCUUCGUACCAAGUGGAAGGAUCGUGGAAUAAAGAUGGCCGUGUCUCUAUUGCUAAUCAUAUAAUGUGGUUCGAACCAGAGACGCCUCGUGAUAAGGGUAUAGCUGAUCUCACAAUGGACUAUGCGGCUGGUCGCUACACCCACCCAAUAUUCUCAAGUAAAGGUGGAUGGCCACCAAGCAUUGAGAGAUUCAUGUGGAUAGAAAGUCUUAAAGAAGGAUAUAAUACGUCCAGACUUCCAGAGUUUACUUCAGCUGAGAAGAAGUUUAUAAGGGGCACUGCUGAUUUCUUCGGCUUAAAUUACUACACAUCGCGAAUAGUAAGACGAGCAAAACCAGGGGAAAACUUAGACGAAACAAUUCUCUCUCUCUUGCCUUACAGCGAUACAUAUAUUGGUCUACACCCGGAUAGUUAUUCUAGUGCUGCUCUAAUGUUUGUUAUGUAUCCUAAAGGCUUGAGACAGACACUAUCUUGGAUAAAAAGGACUUGUGGAAAUCCUUCAAUAUUGAUAACGGAAAAUGGUUAUCCGACCUCGGGGUUGGAAACCGAAGACUACAAUCGGCUGAAAGCGUUGAGAGAUCAUUUAGAACAGGUUAACCUGUCUAUUUACGAAGACGGUGUAAAUGUAGUUGGAUAUACCUUUUGGUCGCUUCUGGACAACUUUGAGUGGCUUUCUGGUUACACCUUACGCUUCGGUCUGUAUCAAAUCGAUUUCCAAGAUCCGGAGCUCACGAGGGUACCACGUCUUUCUGCCAAAUACUUCGCGUGUGUAAUUCAAAACAACUGCGUAGAAAUCCCGAAUGAUUGUUUCAAUAUGAACCCAACCAAGCGUGUGAAGAGGCAGAUUCUAUCCAACAUAAAUAAGAUCACCAAUCUUCCGAAUAUUUCCAAACUUCCGAACGCGUCCAAUCUACCAAAGAUUCCUAAGCUCCCGAGUCCCGAGAAAAUUGCAAACAGCGUCGAGUUAAUGCAAGAAGUGGUAGAGAACAGAAAAUGCAUUAUAAAAGUCAUGGGUAUGGCCGCAAAAUUUAUGAGGCUCAUGAACAACGAUUAA
Molecule: messenger RNA, 2559 nt
Organism: Leptosia nina
Lineage: Eukaryota; Metazoa; Arthropoda; Insecta; Lepidoptera; Pieridae
Source: the annotation of a GenBank genome assembly